GCCACAGGGAGGGGAAUGUGAUGUGGCUUUGUGUCGGCGCCGAACGAUGAACACACAGAAUCAGGCGGCUCUGGAUAUCUCCACAAAGGACCCAGAAGAUGACUUCGAGCUCCUCCAGCGGGUCGGUAGCGGGACGUACGGGGAGGUGUACAAGGCUCGGCAAAAACAUACCGGUCAGCUGGCAGCGGUGAAGAUCAUCAAGAUGGAACCUGAUGACGACUUUUCCGUUAUUCAGCAAGAGAUAUCCAUCGUGAAAUCCUGCAUGCACCAGAACAUUGUGGCAUAUCAUGGAAGCUACAUCAGUUCCAAAAGGUUGUGGAUUUGUAUGGAGUUCUGUGGAGGUGGCUCACUACAGGAUAUUUACCACGUCACCGGCCCGCUGUCCGAGCUCCAGAUCGCCUACAUCAGCAGGGAAACGCUACAGGGUUUGGAAUUUUACACAAUCAGGGGAAGAUACACCGAGAUAUUAAGGGCGCAAACAUUCUCAUCAAUGACAACGGCGAUGUGAAACUAGCUGAUUUGGGAUUUCAGCACAAAUUAUACGGCCACGUUUGCCCGGAGAAUGUCCUUCAUCGGCACGCCGUAUUGGUAUG
Amblyraja radiata (thorny skate) is the source of this 593-nucleotide messenger RNA. Its product is annotated as mitogen-activated protein kinase kinase kinase kinase 5-like. Gene Ontology annotation, molecular function: MAP kinase kinase kinase kinase activity; ATP binding. The transcript has 8 exons. Bases 47 to 508 code for a protein of 153 amino acids. NCBI's taxonomy places the organism in Eukaryota, Metazoa, Chordata, Chondrichthyes, Rajiformes, Rajidae. The record is from RefSeq and is a predicted model, not a curated record. Gene Ontology annotation, biological process: protein phosphorylation; intracellular signal transduction. Gene Ontology annotation, cellular component: cytoplasm.